Messenger RNA from Colletotrichum higginsianum IMI 349063, 300 nucleotides. RefSeq lists its product as uncharacterized. The transcript has a single exon. The coding region runs from base 1 to 300 and encodes 99 amino acids. The record is from RefSeq and is a predicted model, not a curated record. NCBI's taxonomy places the organism in Eukaryota, Fungi, Ascomycota, Sordariomycetes, Glomerellales, Glomerellaceae.
AUGCCGAGCUCUAUGCAGUCAUUGGCCUUCCAAGCAAGCAAGCCCAGUUGUCUGAUUGCAGGAAACAGCGUGUCCUACAGCGGCUGCCGCAAUGUCAUCCAGGCAGCGUGGCUUGCACAACUGAAAGAGGAGCGCUUCAAGGGCAGAGGCAACAACACGCAGCAAGAGGAGAUAGGAUCAACCCAGACUGGCUUGCUCCACGCUGUUGCAGGCACGCUCCAAGAUAACAAAACGCGCGCCGAAUACGUUCAGCAUAUGCUUCCAAUCAUCAUAGCGCAGCCGCAGUCCAACGUCCUCUAG